AUGCCAAAUUAUCGUAAAAAUUCUUAUUUAAAAGACAGUAGUGUGUCUCCAACAAAGACAUCGUCAUUUCUAUUACCUAAUGGUAAUUAUCCGCCUGGUAUAUUACCAAUACCUGAUUUAUCAAAAACUGUUUCAACGAACAAUAAUAAUAAUAGUACUAAAGUGAAACAUUGUUUAUCAAGUCCGACGAUACGUAAUCAGGCAAAUCCAAUGGCAAUCAACAAUAAUAAAACGUCAUCUUAUCAUUAUUCAAAUUACUAUAAUAAUCAUCAUUUAUCAACAUCUUAUCCUCCUUCUUCCACUAUUCGUUAUCAACAAACACGCUCCCAUCAAAAAAUUCCAACAUCACGGACAUCGCCAGCAACAACAGCCCUUGCAUCACAUUCAUUACCAGCUGUACCAGUAUUUUAUUCGCCAAAACGUGGUGAUAAUACAUAUCAAGAGCCACCUUUGGAUGUUAAAGAUUUACCUAAACCACCUGUUUCAUGGUACUUGAGUGAUUCAGCAACAUCAUCUGAUAAUGAAGAAACCACAAACAAUAAUAACUCCGAUGCCGUAUCAACUAAUAAUGCUUCAAAUAUGAUGAGUCCAAUAAGAAUGUCUGAUACAAAUCAAAUUAAGACAGUAGAUGAUGAAGAAGAAGAUCAACAAGAAAGUUCAAAUUCGUCAAAUUCUACAUUAAUAGGUUCGGAUAAUGAUAAUGCGUCGCGCACAACAAAAUCAAAGCGUUGGUUGUCUUCAAAAAGUUACUAUGCAAAACCAACAGCUCAAUAUCAACGUUCACGUCCACCUUCAUACAAUUAUUUCAAUAAUAAUUAUUAUCAUUAUGAACAACCACAACACUAUCAUAAACAAUAUCGAGCCUAUAAUUCAGGAGGAAUUGGUUUUAUAACGGUUAAAGGGUAA
This is a messenger RNA of Didymodactylos carnosus, 906 nucleotides long. The record is from the annotation of a GenBank genome assembly. NCBI's taxonomy places the organism in Eukaryota, Metazoa, Rotifera, Eurotatoria, Philodinida, Philodinidae.